Eptesicus fuscus (big brown bat) is the source of this 7134-nucleotide messenger RNA. RefSeq names its product Rap guanine nucleotide exchange factor 2 (gene RAPGEF2). NCBI's taxonomy places the organism in Eukaryota, Metazoa, Chordata, Mammalia, Chiroptera, Vespertilionidae. The transcript has 31 exons. Gene Ontology annotation, biological process: small GTPase-mediated signal transduction; positive regulation of ERK1 and ERK2 cascade. Gene Ontology annotation, molecular function: protein binding; guanyl-nucleotide exchange factor activity. The record is from RefSeq and is a predicted model, not a curated record. Bases 12 to 5057 code for a protein of 1681 amino acids.
CGCGGGGAGAGAUGGCUUCCUACGUGGAUAACAGCUUCCGCCAAGCGGUGAUGAAGAACCCCGCGGAGAGGACCUCCCAGGAUCUGGAAAUAGUGUAUUCCUAUUUACAUGGUAUGGAAGCCUUAUCAAACCUGAGGGAACACCAACUUAGGUUAAUGUGUGAAACUGUGAGAUAUGAAAGACAUGAAGCAAAUGAAGUUUUAUACUAUCCUGAUGAUAUUGGGACCUGCUGGUAUAUCCUUCUCUCUGGUUCCGUGUUCAUUAAGGAAUCCAUGUUUCUUCCAAGAAGCAGUUUUGGCAAGCGUUCUGCAGGAAGCUUUAGGCGUGGCUGUGAAUGCAUUGUUUUAGAGCCUUCUGAAAUGAUCGUGGUGGACUAUAUGGAUGAAAAUGAAGAAUAUUUUCAGCGUCAAGCUUCUCAUCGACAGUCUCGAAGGAGAUUUAGAAAGAUUAACCAGAAAGGUGAAAGGCAAACAAUUAUUGACACUGUGGAUCCUUAUCCUGUGGGCAAACCACCGUUGCCUAGAGGCUAUCAUACGGAAUGCACUAAAUCUCAGCUUCCUGCAGAUUUCACAAAACUACACCUUACUGAUAGCCUCCACCCACAGGUGACCCACGUUUCUUCUAGCCACUCAGGAUGUAGUAUCACUAGUGAUUCUGGAAGCAGCAGUCUUUCUGAUAUCUACCAGGCCACAGAAAGUGAGGCUGGUGAUAUGGACCUGAGUGGGUUGCCAGAAACAGCAGUGGAUUCUGAGGAUGACGACGAUGAAGAAGACAUUGAAAGGGCAUCGGAUCCUCUGAUGAGCAGGGACAUUGUGCGAGACUGCCUGGAGAAGGACCCCAUUGACAGGACAGACGAUGACAUUGAACAACUCUUGGAAUUUAUGCACCAGUUGCCUGCUUUUGCCAAUAUGACAAUGUCAGUGAGACGGGAACUCUGUGCUGUGAUGGUAUUUGCAGUGGUGGAAAGAGCUGGGACCAUAGUGUUAAAUGAUGGUGAAGAGCUGGAUUCCUGGUCAGUGAUUCUCAAUGGUUCUGUAGAAGUGACUUACCCAGAUGGCAAAGCAGAAAUAUUAUGUAUGGGAAAUAGUUUUGGUGUCUCUCCCACCAUGGACAAAGAAUAUAUGAAAGGAGUAAUGAGAACAAAGGUGGAUGACUGCCAGUUUGUCUGCAUAGCCCAGCAAGAUUAUUGCCGUAUUCUCAACCAAGUAGAGAAGAACAUGCAAAAAGUGGAGGAAGAAGGAGAAAUUGUUAUGGUGAAAGAACACCGAGAACUUGAUCGAACUGGAACAAGAAAGGGACACAUCGUCAUCAAGGGCACCUCAGAAAGAUUAACAAUGCAUUUGGUGGAAGAGCAUUCGGUGGUGGAUCCAACGUUCAUAGAAGACUUCCUAUUGACCUACAGGACUUUUCUUUCUAGCCCAAUGGAAGUGGGCAAAAAGUUAUUGGAGUGGUUUAAUGACCCGAGCCUCAGGGAUAAGGUUACACGGGUAGUAUUAUUGUGGGUAAAUAAUCACUUCAAUGACUUUGAAGGAGAUCCUGCGAUGACUCGAUUUCUAGAAGAAUUUGAAAAUAAUCUGGAAAGAGAGAAAAUGGGUGGACAUCUAAGGCUGUUAAAUAUUGCAUGUGCAGCUAAAGCAAAAAGGAGAUUGAUGACAUUAACAAAACCAUCCCGAGAAGCUCCUUUGCCUUUUAUCUUACUUGGAGGCUCAGAGAAGGGAUUUGGGAUCUUUGUGGACAGUGUCGAUUCAGGUAGCAAAGCAACUGAAGCCGGCUUGAAACGAGGGGAUCAGAUACUAGAAGUAAAUGGUCAAAACUUUGAAAAUAUUCAGCUGUCAAAAGCCAUGGAAAUUCUUAGAAAUAACACACAUUUAUCCAUCACUGUGAAAACCAAUUUAUUUGUAUUUAAAGAACUUUUGACAAGAUUGUCAGAAGAGAAAAGAAAUGGUGCCCCUCACCUUCCUAAAAUUGGAGACAUCAAAAAGGCCAGUCGCUACUCCAUUCCAGAUCUUGCUGUAGAUGUGGAACAGGUGAUAGGACUUGAAAAGGUAAAUAAAAAAAGUAAAGCCAAUACCGUUGGAGGAAGGAACAAGCUAAAGAAGAUACUCGACAAGACUCGGAUCAGUAUCUUGCCACAGAAACCAUAUAAUGAUAUUGGGAUUGGUCAGUCUCAAGACGACAGCAUCGUGGGAUUAAGGCAGACAAAGCAUAUCCCAACCGCAUUGCCCGUCAGUGGCACCUUGUCAUCCAGCAACCCUGACUUACUGCAGUCACACCAUCGCAUUUUAGACUUCAGUACUACUCCUGACUUGCCAGAUCAAGUGUUAAGGGUCUUCAAAGCUGAUCAGCAAAGCCGAUACAUCAUGAUCAGUAAGGACACCACGGCGAAGGAAGUGGUCAUUCAGGCCAUCAGGGAGUUCGCUGUGACUGCCACUCCUGAUCAGUAUUCGCUGUGUGAGGUCUCCGUCACACCUGAGGGAGUCAUCAAACAGAGAAGGCUUCCAGAUCAGCUUUCCAAACUUGCUGAUAGAAUACAGCUGAGUGGAAGAUAUUACUUGAAAAACAACAUGGAAACAGAAACCCUUUGUUCAGAUGAAGAUGCUCAGGAGUUGUUGAGAGAGAGUCAAAUUUCCCUACUGCAGCUCAGUACUGUGGAAGUUGCCACACAACUCUCCAUGCGAAAUUUUGAACUCUUCCGCAACAUUGAACCUACUGAAUACAUAGAUGAUUUAUUUAAACUGAAAUCAAAAACCAGCUGUGCCAACCUGAAGAAAUUUGAAGAAGUCAUUAACCAGGAAACAUUUUGGGUAGCGUCUGAAAUUCUGAGAGAGACAAACCAGCUGAAGAGGAUGAAGAUCAUUAAGCAUUUCAUCAAGAUAGCACUCCACUGUAGGGAAUGCAAGAAUUUUAACUCAAUGUUUGCAAUCAUCAGUGGCCUAAACCUGGCACCAGUAGCAAGACUGCGAACCACCUGGGAAAAACUUCCCAAUAAGUACGAAAAGCUAUUUCAGGAUCUCCAAGACCUGUUCGAUCCUUCCAGAAACAUGGCAAAAUACCGCAAUGUCCUCAAUAGUCAAAACCUGCAACCUCCCAUAAUCCCUCUAUUCCCAGUUAUCAAGAAGGAUCUCACGUUUCUUCAUGAAGGAAAUGACUCAAAAGUUGAUGGACUGGUUAAUUUUGAGAAACUAAGGAUGAUUGCAAAAGAAAUUCGUCAUGUUGGCCGAAUGGCUUCGGUUAACAUGGACCCUGCCCUCAUGUUCAGGACUCGGAAGAAGAAAUGGAGGAGUCUGGGGUCCCUCAGCCAGGGUAGUACAAACGCAACGGUGCUAGACGUUGCUCAGACAGGUGGGCAUAAAAAGCGGGUACGUCGUAGUUCCUUUCUCAAUGCCAAAAAGCUUUACGAAGAUGCCCAAAUGGCUCGAAAAGUGAAGCAGUACCUGUCCAAUUUGGAGCUGGAAAUGGAUGAGGAGAGUCUUCAGACGUUAUCCCUGCAGUGUGAGCCAGCAACCAACACAUUGCCUAAGAAUCCUGGUGACAAGAAGCCUGUCAAAACUGAGACCUCCCCAGUGGCUCCGAGGGCAGGGUCACAGCAGAAAGCACAGCCGCAGCCCCAGCAGCCGCAGCCACCACAUAAAGUCAACCAAGGACUGCAGGUUCCCGUGUCCCUUUAUCCUUCCCGAAAGAAAGUGCCCGUCAAGGAUCUCCCACCCUUCGGCAUAAACUCUCCACAAGCUUUAAAGAAAAUACUUUCUUUGUCUGAAGAAGGAAGUCUGGAACGACACAAGAAACAAGCAGAAGAUACGAUAUCAAAUGCAUCUUCACAGCUUUCUUCUCCUCCCACUUCUCCACAAAGUUCUCCAAGGAAAGGUGGCAGUGGCAAUCAGCUGAGAUCUUUUGGCUCCGGGCAGUUGGACUUAACCAGUUCCUCCUCUUCUCUUGGAAGCUAUACUCUGGCUCCCAGUGGUACUGUGGAUAAUUUCUCAGAUUCUGGUCACAGUGAGAUUUCUUCACGAUCCAGUAUUGUCAGCAAUUCUUCCUUUGACUCAGUGCCCGUCUCGCUGCAUGAUGAGAGGCGCCAGAGGCAUUCUGUCAGCAUCGUGGAAACAAACCUAGGCGUGGGCAGGAUGGAGAGGAGGACCAUGAUUGAGCCCGAUCAAUACAGCUUAGGGUCCUACGCACCAAUGUCUGAGAGUCGGGGCUUAUAUGCCACAGCAACAGUAAUUUCUUCUCCAAGCACAGAGGAGCUUUCCCAAGACCAGGGGGAUCGCGCUUCACUCGAUGCUGCCGACAGUGGCCGUGGGAGCUGGACCUCAUGCUCAAGUGGUUCCCAUGAUAAUAUCCAGACCAUCCAGCACCAGAGAAGCUGGGAAACGCUUCCAUUCGGGCACACUCACUUCGAUUAUUCAGGGGAUCCUGCAAGUAUCUGGGCCUCAAGCAGCCAUAUGGACCAAAUGAUGUUUUCUGAUCAUAGCACAAAGUAUAACCGGCAGAAUCAAAGUAGAGAGAGUCUUGAACAAGCCCAAUCCCGGGCAAGCUGGGCCUCUUCCACGGGCUACUGGGGAGAAGACUCAGAAGGGGACACAGGCACAAUAAAGCGGAGGGGUGGCAAAGAUGUCUCCAUUGACGCUGAGAGCAGCAGCAUGCCGCCCGUGACCACGGAAGAAACCAAGCCUGUCCCCAUGCCUGCCCACAUAGCUGUGACACCAACUACUGCAAAGGGACUUAUUGCGCGGAAGGAGGGCAGGUAUCGAGAGCCCCCACCCACUCCUCCAGGCUACAUCGGGAUCCCCAUCACUGACUUCCCAGAAGGGCAUUCCCAUCCGACCAGGAAACCUCCAGACUACAACGUGGCGCUUCAGAGAUCUCGGAUGGUCGCCCGCCCCUCUGAGGCAGCCGGGCCCUCCCCCGCCCCGCAGCCACAGGCGCAUCCCGGGGCUGGCAGGCCCGUGAACAAGCCCCAGUGGCAUAAACCCAAUGAGUGCGACCCGCGCCUCGCCCCCUAUCAGUCUCAAGGGUUUUCUACCGAGGAGGACGAAGACGAACAAGUAUCUGCUGUUUGAGGCACAGGCUUUUCUGGAUCCAGAGUGAGCCACCCGCAAGGAGAGCACAAGAAGACGUCCCUAGCAUCCGGGCCUUGGAACUCACAUUCUGAGGAUGGUGGACCAGUUUGCCUCCUUCCCUGCCUUAAAAGCAGCAUGGGGCUUCUUCUCCCCUUCUUCCUUUCCCCUUUGCAUGUGAAAUACUGUGAAGAAAUUGCCCUGGCACUUUUCAGACUUUGUUGCUUGAAAUGCACAGUGCAGCAAUCUUCAAGUCCCCACUGUUGCUGCCUGCCACGUCACACAGUAUCAUUCCACAUUCCAAGAUCACCACCACAAGAGGAUGCACCCCGGCUGCACUUCUCAAUGCCUGGAAAGAUUGUUUUUAAAUCUUCCUUCUAGAUUUCAAUCCAGUCCUAGCACUCGGUCUCAUUGGGAUAAUGAGAAAAGCUAGCCAUCGAACUUCUCGGGGCCUUUAACCCACCAAGGAAGACAAAGAAAAACAAUGAAAUCCUUUGAGGACAGUGCUUGUCCACUUGUUUACAAUGUCCUCCUUUUUUUUUUUUUUUUUUUUUUAAUGAAUUUAAAGAUUGUGUUCAGAGAGUCAAUGUUAUAUCCACUUAAUGAUUACAGUAUUAUUUUGAACCUUUAAGUAGGGUUGCCAGCCAGGGUUUCUAAAAAAACAAAACACAAAAAACCAAAUAUGCCGGACAGGGUGUGGCCACAGCAAGAAGAGGGGAAGACCUGGCGUGGGGCCCUGUCUUCCCGUGUCCUUCAGGCCUCCCCCGUGAAGUGCCCUAUCCUGGAGAAGUAUAAACUGUUAGCCAAUCACUCAGAUACCAAGACACCCCUCCACUCCUUCCCCAGUGGGUGGGGUUCUCCUGUCAAACUGUUUGCACAUGGCCAGGGGAGGGAAAUAGGACGCCUGUGUCCUGUGUCUGAGCCUUAUGGAGUGCAGGACGGUGUCGUUUGAGGGUGUGUCCUGCUCCAUUGACAUGGAUGGCAACCCCUGCCCCCCCCCCUUUUUUUUUAAGUUAUGUUUCUUUGAUUUUUGUUCAUUUAGUUUUAGGGAUUUUUUGUUUGUUUGUUUGUUUUUUUCAAGAGAAAUGUUUAUAACUGGAUAGCAUUGCAGUGAAAGCAGCUUGGGAUGUUGGAGCUAAUGCCAGCUGUUAGUACUGCUCUUUCAAGACAGCCUCCCUUUACUGAAUUGGCAUUAGGGACUAAACAAGCCUUGACCGUGAUCAAAGAUCAAAAGAUCCCAAACUUGGUGGGAGAUGCCAGCCUUCGCCAGGGUGGGGUUAGUCGCCGGAGACUAACCUGGAAGUGGCUUAAUGGACGCACGACGGAUAGAGAAGGCCUAAGUGUAGCAACCACCUGCUCACAGCUGCUAUUAACCCUAUAAUGACUGAAAUGACCCCUCCACUCUAUUUUUGUGUUGUUUUUGCACAGACUCCGGAAAAGUGAAGGCUGCCAAUCCGAGUAGUACUCAAAUGUGAGGAACUGCUGGUCUUGGAUUUUUUUUUCCAUUAAAUUCAGCUGAUCAUAUUGAUCAGUAGAGAAACGUAAAUAGCUUCAAAUUUUAAAAAGAGUCAAAAUGCAGUGUUUUUUCACUGUAUCAAACAAUGUCAGUGCUUUAUUUAAUAAUUCUCUUGUCUCAUGGCAUUUGUCUACUUGCUUAUAUAUUACAUUGUCAAUUAAGCAUUUGUAAUUUUACAUGUAAUAUGCAUUCUUUGCCAGUUUUAUUAUAUAGGCUAUGGACCUCAUGUGCAUAUAGAAAGACAGAAAUCUAACUCUACCACAAGUUGCACAAAUGUUAUCUAAGCAUUAAGUAAGCGUAGAACAUAGGACUGCUAAUCUCAGUUCGCUCUGUGAUGUCACGUGCAGAAUGUACAAUUAACUGGUGAUUUCCUCAUACUUUUGAUACUACUUGUACCUGUAUGUCUUUUAGAAAGACAUUGGUGGAGUCUGUAUCCCUUUUGUAUUUUUAAUACAAUAAUUGUACAUAUUGGUUAUAUUUUUGUUGAAGAUGGUAGAAAUGUACUAUGUUUAUGCUUCUACAUCCAGUUUGUAUAAGCUGGAAAAUAAAUAAAUAUAACAUAAA